Messenger RNA from Oldenlandia corymbosa var. corymbosa, 576 nucleotides. Lineage: Eukaryota; Viridiplantae; Streptophyta; Magnoliopsida; Gentianales; Rubiaceae. The record is from the annotation of a GenBank genome assembly.
AUGAAAUCAAAUGGGUCGAAUAAUCGAAACUGUAAACACCACCGCCAGUCCGCCAUCACCAAUUCAACACCACCAGUAAACACUGAAGACCGCCGAGCUCCUCCUCUCACCGCCACCGACCUCCACCAAGAGUUGAUAUUUCUAAGUCCUUCAGGAAUCAGAAUGGCAGAUUUCUGCUUCUCAGGUUUAGUGUGUGAGAGACUGAGAUUGGCCAAAGUAAUGGCUGGCCGUGAUGGUUCUGUAAAAAUUAAGGGGAGUGAUGAUAUGGAUGAUUUGCCAAUUCUCAAUCAGGAGCACUUGCAAAGCAACAUGAGAGUUAUUCACUACAGCCGGACAUUUAUGUCUAUAAUUGGUGGAGUCAUUGCUGGAAUUCUGGGUUUAACCAGCUUGAUGGGAUUCAUCUUUUAUUUCCUUGUCAUGGGUAUAACUUCAGUUGGAUUAGCUGCCAAGGCAGGGUUUUCAGCUCAAACAUACUUCGAUAGCUGGAACGGGAUAAUACUUGAUGGCUUCCUUGGAGGCCUCAUGUCAUUUGUGCUCUUCUGGACAUUUGCGUAUGACAUUGUACACAUAUUUUGA